Molecule: messenger RNA, 2200 nt
Organism: Lagenorhynchus albirostris (white-beaked dolphin)
Lineage: Eukaryota; Metazoa; Chordata; Mammalia; Artiodactyla; Delphinidae
Gene: LAT2
Product: linker for activation of T cells family member 2
Exons: 9
Coding region: 1209-1895 (228 amino acids)
Biological process (GO): B cell activation; B cell receptor signaling pathway; calcium-mediated signaling
Cellular component (GO): plasma membrane
Source: RefSeq, a predicted model, not a curated record
UCUCUGUAUCUAUGUGUUUGUUUUUGUUUGGUUUAGUCAUUUAUUUUGGGCUUUUUUGUUUGUUUCUUUUUUAUAUUCCACAUAUGAAUGAAAUCAUACAGAAUUUUUCUUUCUCUGUUUGACUUAUUUUACUUAGCAUAAUUCCCUCAAGGUCCAUCCAUGUUGUCACAAAUGGCAAGGUUUCGUCUUUUUUAUGGCUGAAUCGUAUUCCAGUGUGUAUAUAUAUACCACAUCCUCUUUAUCCAUUCAUCUGUUGAUGGGCACCUAGGUUGUUUCCAUGUCUUGACUAUUGUAAAUAGUGCUGCAAUGAACAUACGGGUGCAUAUAUCUUUUCAAAUUAGUUAUUUUGUAUUCUUUAGAUAAAUACCCAGGAGUGGGAUUGCUGGCUCAUAUGGUAGCUCUAUUCUUAGUUUUUUGAGGAAUCUCUAUACUGUGUUUAUAGUGGCUGCACCAAUUUACAUUCCCCUCAACAGUGCCCAAGGGUUUCCUUUCCUCCACAUCUUCACCAACCCUUGUUAUUUCUUGUCUUUUUGAUAAUGGUCGUCCUAACAGGUGUGAGGUGUUACUUCAUCACGGUUCUGAUUUGCAUUUAUUUCCCUCAUAAUUAGUGAUGGUGAGCAGCUUUUCACGUGUCUGUUGGCCAUCUGUAUGUCUUCUUUGGAAAAGUGUCUAUUCAGUUCCUCUGCCCAUUUUUUAAUCAGGUUGUUUUUUUGUUGUUGAGUUAAUUAUAUAUUAUGUUAUAAGGGGUAUUAACCCCGUAUUGGAUAUAUCAUUUGCAAAUACCUUCUCCCAAUCGGUACGUUGUCUUUUUGUUCUGUCGAUGAUUUCCUUUGUUGAGCAGAAGGUUUCUAGUUUGAUGUAGUCCCAUUUAUUGGGAAGUACAGUCCUUUGGAUGGGUAUGUGGCUGUCUAAAUGAAAAUCAGGGUUCUGUUUCAAAGGAAGAAGGUGAUGGUUAGAUACCUGGCUGUGUCUGCUAAGCCUUGAAGUUGCCUCAUCAGGUACUGGGGAGUAAAUGGCGUGUGUGAACAACUUAAGAGGACCGUGCUCUCUUAGGAACGUUAAACACUCCUGGGAUGGCAGGUGGUGGGAGCAGCCUCUUUGUUGCUCCUGGCUGACGUCACUGCCAGGUCCCUGAGCAGCUGCCCCAGCCCUGCCCACAGACUCUCCUGGGCAUCUCCAGGGGUCCUGGGGAGGCUCUGUGGGGGCAUAUGUCUGGCUGGCAGCUGGCUCCAGCGCAGGGCCAUGUGAGAGUGUGGGCGCGCGGUGGGCAGGCAGGGAAGCACUCUAGAGAAGGGGUGCAUCAGGAAGCCCUGGAUCUGAGUCCUGGGGGGCUGGCAGCCCCUCCUCACUCUCGCCCUGGUCUGUCCCUCCCUGUCCGUCUGUCCUGCCCCUCUGUCCCUGGGGCUGUGGGAGGCCAGGCCCUGGCUCAGCACAGCUCCAUGUGUUUCCAGGCAAGAGAAUCAGCAGAACUUUGCAGUGGCCCGGACCUAUACCCGAAGGACAAGCUGCUGCAGUUCUCCCCCAGCCUCGAGGAGUCUUCAUCCUCCAGGUACCAGAACUUCAGCAAAGGAAGUAGACGCACAUCAGAUGCAUCCUACAUACACCCCUUCGCCACGGACUAUUUCGAUAGUGGGCGGUUCCAGAAGCCCCCGGAAGAUGAAGAUGACACCAAUUCCUAUGAGAACGUGCUCAUCUGUGAGCCAAAGAAAACCGAAUCAGGGGACGAGGAGUCUGACGGUUAUCAGAACUCAGCAUCCAUCCGGCAGUGGCGGGAGUCCAGGAGAGUCGUGGAGCCGGUCCCGAGGGAAGCACCUCCCUACCCGGUAGGAAGCCCAGACGAGGACGACGGGGAGCCCGAUUACGUGAAUGGGGACGUGGCAGCCAUCAAAGCCUAGAGAAGCCCUGGAGGAAGGAGCCAGGGAACCAUAUACUGCCUCCCCAGGGUCCCUUCUCCAGAGCUGCUCAACUUCUAGACCCCCUACGGCUACUCCUGGGAGGAGCACCAAUGCACCCUGAGGACCAGCCAGCCGGCCACGGGGUACCCAGCCCAGGAAAGGACAGUUACGCAUGGAGCCGCCCUCUGACCGGCUCCCACGGGCAAGGCAGGAGCCUGGGGCCGAGGGCAGCUCCUGCUGUGGUCAGAUGCCCAGGACUCAGGGCAGUCGCAUCCCCUUAACCGCAUUUAAAACAUCAUACUACA